This is a messenger RNA of Ectocarpus sp. CCAP 1310/34, 462 nucleotides long. Lineage: Eukaryota; Phaeophyceae; Ectocarpales; Ectocarpaceae. The record is from the annotation of a GenBank genome assembly.
AUGCUGCUUUUUCAAUCCUCUGGGAGACUGAGACUUACAGUUCUAAUUGCCAUCAUUGUGCCGUUGUUUUGUUGCGCCGCGAUAGCGCCAUCCGAAGUGCGAAGGUUCAUGUUCCGAGCCGCGCUGAUAUCGUUUCUCUCUACCGAGCCAGAGUCCCUGAAGUAAGUGGCGAUAGCAGAGCGACCGGCCACAGGCAGGAAAAUGCUACACACACAGGCUGUUCGCGGUUUCAGACCACGAACGACCGGUGUUCCACGACGACAUUCAUAUUUGGGGCCACAACCCAAAAAAAAAAAGGAUCAAUAAUAAUCCCCUCCGUCCAAACGCGCCCUUAGCUUAUUGGCUAAGUCAGAGCGACCAAUGUCUAGGGCCCUCCUUCUCAAUGCCGUCUCUAUCCCCCGGAACGCGAUCAUGAUCACCAACACUGCUACUGCUACUGCUGCUGCUACUGUUGUUGCUGCU